AUGCGUUCAGGACUGGAACGAAUCCAACCAGCACCAGAAUCUUCUGAGGCACCAGUAGAAUCCGAAGAAAUAGAUACCGACGACUCUUUCAAGCCCUCACGCGCUGCACGACGAGGCUCUACCCAACGAGCAAGAGGUGGUGGUCGAGUUGGCUCCUCUAGCCGUCGCAACAACAAGCGACAUCGAUCUCGAUCUCCAUCCCACGAUGAAGACGGUCCCUCUGUUUCAGAUGGUGAGGAGUCCAAACCCAACAUGACAAAUUAUCAACAGCUGGGUCUACAAUGGGGAUUGGCCCGAGCCGAAGAAGAACUGGCCUCACUUGGCAUUCAAAAAACCAAUCGCCCCUCGCCGAUUGGUUUAUUCGAAGCACAAGCGCUCCAAUCCCGUUACGAUUUGGAUAAGACCAUGUUGUGCAUAGUCUUGAAAUGUAGCCGUAAAAUCUUGGACGAAGCUUUAUUGGAAGGACCUCUGGCUCGCGAACCAAACCUGUACACCAAUUUCCAGACUUACAGUGUUGUUGCCACCACCACCCAAAUGCCUAGUAGGGGGACCUCAAACGGAUUUGGGCAACGUAAUAGUAAGGUCGGCAGUACCUGGAGCACUUACAACCAAGACGAAAGAGAAGUAUUCUGUCCUCGACUUUUUGAACGGUUAUGCCUAGCCACCAGCGAGGCCUAUUCCCUCACCCAAACCCCAGAUGGCAUUCCAAAUGCCGUUACCCCUGCAGCACCAAUGACCGCCAAGAAUAGUACGGCUACAGACCUUGAACCCCUCAGUCAAGCAGAUCUAGACAAGUACGCGCCCAUAUUCACACGACUUGUCAACUUGACCAAAGUCUCCCGAGACUUGCACCAAGGUUCCUUAGCUCACAAUUCUAUGUUGUCCCUCUUAGCUUUCUGUCCUGGAAAACCAUUUCACCCUCCACUUCCACCUGUUGGUAGCCCGUUGGAACCCAGCUUCGCCUACCUCACGUGCCCUUUUCCAGAACGAGUACACCUCGAGCACCAGAUGGGCACGACUCCAGCAGAAACCCAUCUGCUGGAACGUUUUGCAUUUGAGUCCACACAAGGCCCACAAAUCACCUACGCCCCAAACCUAGCAAACCUAAGCCUCAGUCAGAAGCCGCCGCCCGCCAAGCCCAACGAAGAGCAGACCUUGCACAAGCCCUCAAUGAUCUCAUAUAUCUUUUACCAAUUAGCACCACACCUUCGCAAUGGCUGGCUUAGCAAGGGUGACUUUCACCCAAAGUUGGCCAAUGUUGUAGCCGCUUUCGAGAAGAAAGAAUUCAGAGGAGAAGUGAUGCUUAGAAUACAUCGAACUUCUGACUGUCGUGUCACGGAUAUGAUGCUAGCCAAAGGACCUGGGCGUCUAACUAACGAAGAAGUCAUCAUCUGGAUUGAAGAGAUCGAGCAAAAGAAAUACUCAAUCAUUCGAUUCAAGAAACCGUCGACAGCACUUGAUACACAAGACACUCCCUCAAAUGAUGAAGCCCAGCAUGCGGAUGGUCAAACUGGUGGACACCACAAUUCACCCUCAAAUUCAAGCCACUCAAGGUAA
Molecule: messenger RNA, 1557 nt
Organism: Melampsora larici-populina 98AG31
Lineage: Eukaryota; Fungi; Basidiomycota; Pucciniomycetes; Pucciniales; Melampsoraceae
Exons: 5
Coding region: 1-1557 (518 amino acids)
Source: RefSeq, a predicted model, not a curated record